Messenger RNA from Lindgomyces ingoldianus, 1504 nucleotides. Its product is annotated as OTU-domain-containing protein. NCBI's taxonomy places the organism in Eukaryota, Fungi, Ascomycota, Dothideomycetes, Pleosporales, Lindgomycetaceae. Gene Ontology annotation, molecular function: cysteine-type deubiquitinase activity. The record is from RefSeq and is a predicted model, not a curated record. Bases 253 to 1239 code for a protein of 328 amino acids. Gene Ontology annotation, biological process: endoplasmic reticulum unfolded protein response; protein deubiquitination. Gene Ontology annotation, cellular component: cytosol; nucleus. The transcript has a single exon.
CUCAAACUCACUCGCUGUUUGCCACGGAUUGCCUGUCCUACUAUCCCUUCGAUUCAAGACACGUGGCUAGCUUCUUUCGUCUCAAUAUCACCCCCUCUCCAUCCCCAUCCCCCCCCCCCGCCCCACCUCUUCCUCCACUUAAUCUUUCACUCCACCGCCUGCCCUCGUCGUUCCGAUCGCUAAACUUUCCCUUCUAUCCAUCCUUCCUAGUUGCCAGGACGCCCCUCCUGCUGCGUUCUACGCUCGCAUAAGAUGCCUAUUCGACUACGACUACGAGCCCCUGGUGGAGUAACCCACACUGUCUCGCUUCCCGACGAUGCAGCCGUUUCCGAUCUUCUCACCUCCAUCUCAGAAUCCACCUCGCUGCCCCUCUUCGAUUUAAAAUGGGGUUAUCCGCCGCAGCCGCUCGAUCCUUCCCUCUACGGCAUGUCUACCCUCCUCAGCGACACCGACCUCAAGCUCAACGGCGCGCAGCUCAUUGUCAUCGCCCAAGAAACCGGAGAGGAGGCCCUUGCCCCUCACUCCGAGCAAUCGUCCAGCCAAAGCCAAUCUGCCCCCCUCUCACUCAAGAGGAAGCAGAAGCCAGAGCUAAAGGAUACCCCUGAGAUACCCCUCCCUUCACAUGGCGGCACCGUCGUCCUCCGCGUCAUGCCCGACGACAACUCCUGCAUGUUCCGAGCGCUCGGCAGCGCGGUCCUAUCGUCGUCUCUCGAUUCUAUGACAGAACUACGCUCAAUGGUCGCUCAGGCUAUUCAAUCGGAUACAGAAAUGUAUAAUGAGGCGGUGCUGCAGAGAACGCCGGACGAGUACUGCAAGUGGAUACAGUAUUCGGACUCGUGGGGAGGCGGCAUCGAGCUAUCCAUCCUCUCCCAGGAGUUCGAUAUAGAGAUCUGCAGUAUCAACGUCCAAGAUUUGCGCGUGGACAGGUUCAGUGAGGGUAAGAGCAGGCGCUGCAUCCUCGUCUACUCCGGCAUUCACUACGACACGAUCGCUUUUGUCCCGGACGACGCUGCGAAUACCGACUCGGACAACGACGUCAAGAUAUUCGACUCCAGUGAUGAUGUUUUGCUCGAAGCUGCAAGGCAGCUUUGCGGAGAGCUGAAGAAGAAACACUACUACACCGAUACUCAGCGCUUCGACAUCAAGUGCAACAAAUGCAGUUGGAAAGGCAAGGGCGAGAUGGCAGCGGUUGAGCACGCAACAGCUACAGGACACAGUGAUUUUGGGGAGGCGCAUUGAGGACCAGGAACGAUUUGGCACUCACUCAAGCUGAGUGUAACACGUGAUUCUUAGAUAAGCUUUGGUUUCGUCGGAAUAUACCACUGGAGAGAUGCAUCACUAUGCUUGGAAUCUGGAGUCUGACGUGUAUACCCUCGAGGCAUCUUGGACCACAUCGUUAUAAGCUAAAGGAACAAUCCAUGAGGCAUUCUGAAGGUGUAAACAAUGGAUUCCUGCUGUCAGUAAGUUCCCUUCUAUUUGCAUUUUCAAUUAUCGCCAUCUCUGU